UCCCUCUUGUUUUUGUUUACGUUUGCAAAGAGUGCUAGUGACAAGUGUAGAGUAGUAACGUAUGGUGUGAAGGAUAUGGAAACGAGUUCUCUUUGUCAAUUGACAGAUACUGACAUUUACAUGAGAUAGCUUCUUUGCCUUUGGCGAGCAUUUUCUACCGUUACAAUGCCUACGAGAAGGUCAAUGUGUUUGCUGACUUUUUGUCUUGUGACUCUUCCCUUUCUUAAUUUUGUAAAAUUGCAAGAUUACUUUAAAAUUUCUCCUCCAAACAAAGAUGGCUGGAUAAGUCCUGAUGUUGCCUUUGCUCCAACUCGUCCUAUGAAAUCAGAAAGAAAUGAUGUUUCCGUUGAAGACAUAGACGAGUGUCAUAAAAAUGUUGAUAACUGGGUUGAAAAAUAUUCUGAGUGUGAAAAAGCCCUCCAGACUCUAGAAUUCGAUAGGAGGGGAGAAAAAGGAGAGGCUAACCGAAAGGAAUUAUCUGUUUCUAAACCCUCUGAACAGUUCUUACAGGAAAAAAAUGGAGCCAAAGCAUAUUUGCAGAGAUUUAUCCAUCUGCUGUUAGAAGCUUCAAACUUAAAUAACAUAGAAGUGCAGCCUAAAAACUGGGCAAGAUUAGAAUUUUCGAUUCCGAGUGACCACUUACAUACUCUGCGGAGAUUUGCCAAUGAAGGAGAUGUGAAAUCAAUUCCUCUCCGCAAAUUGGAUGAAAUAUUGGGCUCUAUUCUUGUAAAGCCUCUAUUUUCUCUCCCUGAGUUAAAUUAUGGUGAUAUUUUUAAUAAGUUACCUGGCCUCCAUAUUGGAAGUUUUUUCAUCAGUAUAUCACUACCUUUUAUAGGGUUUCUAUCGGUCUUGUAUAUCACCAAAAAUAUUAGAAAGAGCCUCAUUUUGCUUAUUCUAUUUGCCUUUGUGACAUCUUUUUUCACCACUGCGUACCAAAUGUUUGAGGAAGCUCAAAUAAAGCAAUAUGAGGAAAUGAAAAAGUACCCCGACAUGCCUCAGGAUUGCAAAGGCAGCUUCUCAUGGACGGUAUGGUUUUCUGGACGGGGUGAAUGUUCCAAAUUUCUUAAGGCGCAUCACAUGGAUCCCCACUUGGGCAUUACUCCUUUUAAAGUUUUUGCUAAAAUAAUUGGUGAAACAAUGGCUGACACAAUGAAGUACUUUGGAUCUGGUACAUUUGCUUUCUUUGAAAGUUUUCAAGAUAUGAGCUUAAUAAAUCGUAUAUGGGUGUCUUCUUUGGCUUCUGUCCUGCUCUACGGGUGCAUUGUUUUACUUUCGCUUGUGAUAACUGGAGGAACAGGAAGACUUCCAUUUUUCAUGGGGUCAUUUAGCUUUCACAACCCAGCCCAGAGACAGCCAGCUUUGUCUCCUCACUUUGAGGCCCAUGCUUCAGUUCCACCCCAAAAUGCUGAAGCCUUGACAACUGGCAACAUUACGGUGAAUAUUACCAGCCAAAUGCCUGCAAACGUGAACGAAAUUCUGGCAUCAAUAUCUCGUGGUGUUAUUCCAAGCAAUCAACAUAAUCUUGCCUCUCCAAGCACUGCAGCUUUUCAAGACUUAUUGGGUGGUGGUGAUAAUGUGCAGAGUAACAUAUCACAUCAAAGCCAUUUAAAUAGGCCUCAUGCAAGUUUUGUCAGUAAGAAAACUCAAAAACAGUUUUCUCAACUCAGUUCGAAGUAUAAAUCAGGAAUCAAAUCUAGCAAAUUAAUUUUAAAGAGAGCAAGAAAUUUAUCCCUGUAAAUAUAUUCUUGUAAGGAAAUUUUAAAUGAAAGCCAGUGAAACGAGUGAAACAUACUAAAUGAUACAAAAAAUGUGAUAUAGUAUUAGUUCUGUUUUUUACAAUUUUGCCACUAAUAAAAAUAAGAUAAUCACAGCUGCUAAA
This is a messenger RNA of Thrips palmi, 1879 nucleotides long. RefSeq lists its product as uncharacterized. The transcript has 9 exons. Gene Ontology annotation, cellular component: endoplasmic reticulum; membrane. Gene Ontology annotation, molecular function: chloride channel activity. The record is from RefSeq and is a predicted model, not a curated record. Bases 166 to 1737 code for a protein of 523 amino acids. Lineage: Eukaryota; Metazoa; Arthropoda; Insecta; Thysanoptera; Thripidae.